AUGGGACCCCCCGACCUCAAACCGCCCACCCCUCAGCAUGGAUCUAUUCCCGGUAUCGAUAUGACAUCCAUCAAUGGUUUAUUACCGGACCCCUCAUUUGGAACCGAGAACAGAAGCCCAAACAAUGUCUCCAGUAGUGUGGGGUCCACCCCUGUUGAAGAAACCAAUCCUUUGCAUAUCACAAGCAUAUCACAUGACGAUGGCAUCACAUCGUUGAAUUCGGACUUGAUGAGCUCGCAUCACAACAGAAGCUCCCAUAUAAGUCCGGUUUCAUCGGUGUCAUCAGCGAACUUCAACGACUCCUUACUGAAACCUGAAUACUCAGAUCUUACGCGACUCUCUACAUCACGACUUCGACAAGAUAGCAACAAAUGGUAUUUUGUGCCUCCCGAUUUCCUUUCCAACAAGACUCAUUUUCCAUACUUAUCAGAUAUCCAAAUUCCUCGAGAAAUCUCCAACUAUACCUUUUAUACAGAAUGUUCGCUCAAACUUCAAUUCUACAUGAUGAACACCAUGCCCUUCCGCAUAUGCGAGGAUGCUACCAACAGAGAGUUGUUAAUAAGUGUGUUCAAGACAGCCCCGUUGUAUGAUUUCUGUUGGCAUUCGUUCAUGGCGAUCGCAUGCAUCGAUCUCUACCAUCAGCAGGAGAUGUACAAUCACGACGAUGUUUUGAAUCUUGACAAAAACACCUAUUUGAAGAUGGGCGAUUUCCAUUUCUCGAAAUCGGUUUAUUCAAUGAGUAAAGAAGUCAAGGUUCAAGAAGAUUGUAACAAGGCUAUCGCACUUAUUGAAACCGCCAUGCUUCAUAUUUUCUACGCAACUGCUACACCUUCUCAGUCGAUCGCCACAAGAAGCUACCUCGGUUUGGGUCGCAACUUGGGACUUUUGUUCACAGAGUAUGUGUUGCAAUAUCGGAGUCACAAGAUGUUCAACGAUGCUUGCGCUCGUUACUGUAUCAACUCAUGGUCCCAAGAUGCUUCAUACUAUUUCCCUGAAUUCCUAUACGACUUGGCAGAUGUCUCGUACCCGUCAACCGGUGAGCCAAAUAAGAUGCGUGUUCUCUCGCUGGACGAAGAGGACAAAUUACUCAUCUGCAAAAUGGUUGAUCGGCUGAAAAAGGAGUACCGCUCCUUUGCCAAUGUUUCACUUUGUGAGGCACCAGCAGUGAGUACUCGCCAUGUUCCUAUCGAGUCGAUACUCAACUACGAGCCCACGCAGGUCGGAAGCACAUGUUUCGAAGGCAAGCCAGCUAGAAGUCUGCCACCUUCACAGAAAUUGGAGUAUGACAUGUUUGGUACACUUUCACGGUACAUCGUGGAAGUUCCAGAACGGAUAAUAGAUAUGGUCGAUGCAGGAGACCCUCGUGCUUUGAUCCUUACUGCAUACAAUUUACUGGGUCUGGCUACCAGACAGUACAAGUAUUGGCCAAGCUCUGUUUAUACUCAAGAGAUCAAGACCAUCGAGCGUCUCCUGGAUAGAUCUGAAAACUCCCAGUUGUGGAAGAGUUGGCUGGAUGUUCCAAAGCAAGUUUUUAACGAGUUACACAAAUCUGUCUAA
This is a messenger RNA of Ogataea philodendri, 1557 nucleotides long. RefSeq lists its product as uncharacterized. Bases 1 to 1557 code for a protein of 518 amino acids. Lineage: Eukaryota; Fungi; Ascomycota; Pichiomycetes; Pichiales; Pichiaceae. The transcript has a single exon. The record is from RefSeq and is a predicted model, not a curated record.